Molecule: messenger RNA, 3143 nt
Organism: Sardina pilchardus (European sardine)
Lineage: Eukaryota; Metazoa; Chordata; Actinopteri; Clupeiformes; Clupeidae
Gene: gpatch1
Product: G patch domain containing 1
Exons: 20
Coding region: 11-3031 (1006 amino acids)
Biological process (GO): mRNA processing
Cellular component (GO): nucleus
Molecular function (GO): RNA binding
Source: RefSeq, a predicted model, not a curated record
UGAUGUAAAGAUGGCGUCGGACAGCGACAGCGAUGAGGACUUUGUAACUUAUGGUGUUCCUUUGGAGCCGUUAGAAGAAGAUGAACCUCGACGGAAGCCUAUCCCGGUGCACGAGCAGACGGUCAAAGAUGAGAAGGGCCGCUACCAGCGGUUCCACGGAGCCUUCACCGGGGGAUUCUCCGCCGGAUACUUCAACACCGUGGGGACCAAAGAAGGCUGGACCCCGUCUACAUUCGUGUCGUCGCGACAGCAGAAGGGGGAGAAGCAGAGUGCCAGGCCUGAGGACUUCAUGGAUGAGGAGGACUUGGGUGAGCACGGUAUUGCCCCUCGUAAGAUCACCAUGACGGCGGACUUCCAUUCUGGCCGCAGUGACCCGCUCCAAGAGAAGGCUCGGGCCCUCAGCGCCAUGACCGGACCCAUCCCUGGAGACACACUGCUGGAGGACCUGAUCGCUCCCGCAAGGACCUCUAUUGGAGUUCAGCUGCUGAGGAAGAUGGGCUGGCGUGAUGGCCAGGGGGUGGGGCCAAGAGUCAGGAAGAGGAAGUUACGCAACGCCAACGCAGAUGCAGGACAGAGGCUGUAUGGCUGUGCACUACCACGAGAGGGCUCAGAGGGCUCAGAGGAUGACGAGGAUGAGGAGUUUGCUCCGGAGGACGUGACCUUUGCCCCUAAGGACGUGACCCCGGUGGACUUCUCGGUGAAGGAGGACGUGCACGGGCUGGGCUACCGCGGCCUCAACCCCGGCCUGGCGCUCUCAGGCGGCGCCACCAGGGGGCACCACUUCAACCUCUUCACCAUGGACGACGACCGCGCCAGCAGCCUCUUCGGACAGAAGACACACACACGCCGCGGUGGAGUCGCAGGCCAGGCGUUUGGCGUGGGCGCUGAUGAAGAGGAGGAUGAAGAUGUGUACCACAGAGACGCCAUGUCCAACUACGACUCCGUCCUGGGAGGGGAGGAGCCUGGAGACGGCCUCUUCGGAUGGACCGCCCCCCAACAGUACAAGAACAAGAAGAACAACUCUAAGAGGGACGCUACUUACCUGGGGAAGAUCCUGGAGGGCUUCACGCUGGCCUCCAAGACUGACGAGCUGAAGACGGUGUUCCCCCCGCCGGUGCUGCCGCGGGACUUCCGUCCGGUGCACUACUUCCGGCCCGUGCUGGACAUGAGCGGGGUCAGCCCGGUGGUUGCCGCGGCGCUGAGGGAGUCCCGAGGUCACAUGACCCAGCCCACACAGGACGCAGCCGGACGACACCAGCUGGACUCCGCCCAGAGGAGAGACCUGCUGGGAGAGACCUCACUCACAGGUCCCAGCUCUGUGUUUGAGCUGCUGCGUCCUGAGGACCAGGAGAAGCUGUCUCGCGUGCGUCAGUCGGCCGCGGCCUCUGAGAAGCGGAAUGUUCCGGACCUGGCCUCUGAGAAGCGGAAUGUUCCGGACCUGGCCUCUGAGUCGGGCCGCGCUGCCGUGGUGGCCGCCGCCAAAGCCUCCGCCCUGCAGGCCCUGUCCAGCCGCUUCUCCAGCCGGCCACCGGGGGCGCCAGAGAGCCAGGCCCUGGCCAGCCGCUUCACCAGCCAGCCAGAGGGGGCAGCAGAGAGCCAGGCGCUGGCUGUGUGGAGCGCCCCCACCGCUGACACCAAGAGCGCGUUCAAGCCGUUCGACAAGAACCCCUCCAAGCAGGCACGCUAUGACCAGUACCUCAGCCUGCUCAAGCAGGGACACAGGGACGCUCUGGAGCGGAGUCUGGACGUGUGUAUGACGGAGUGGGAGCGAGGGCGUGAGAGGGAUGAGUUUGUGAGGGCGGCUCUGCUCUACAAGCCCACUAGCUCCGCCCUCGCCAGCCGCUUCACACGCAGUCGCCAGGACGACAAUGACGACACCGUGGAGGUGCCCCGAGACACGGAGAACGAUGUGGAUGAUAAGCAGGCAGCGGUGAAGAUGAAGAUGUUUGGGAAGCUGACCAGAGAUACGUUUGAGUGGCAUCCUGACAAACUGCUGUGCAAGAGAUUCAACGUGCCCGAUCCUUACCCCGGGUCAGGCUUGGUGGGCAUGCCCAAGGUGAAGAGAGAUCGUUUCUCUGUCUUCAACUUCCUCACCGUAGACGAGAGUCCUACAGCAAGCAGCAAGUCCACCACACACACACCAGCCUCCUCCUCCUCCUCCUCCAGAGCGUCUGCUGGGGGGAAGCGUUCUCGUUGGGACCUCUCAGCGCCCCCUGCUGACCAGAGUGACCCCCUCAGUGCUCUCAUCAGCGAGGCCCGCAACGAGGCCUCACACCCCACCACUCACACACCUGCCAAGCCCAAAGAGGAGGAGAGGAAAGACGGCAGAGAAGAGGGGGAUGAAGAGAAGAAGGAGAAAAAAGAGGAGGAAGAGGAGGAGGAGGAGGAGGAGGAGAGCAGGCCGCCCAUAGACCUGUUCAAAGCCAUCUUCAGCUCGUCCGACGAGAAGUCUUCCUCCUCAGGAGAGAGUGAUGAAGAGGAGGAGGAGGUGGAGAAGGAGGAGCCAAAGGUGGAGACUCUGACACCAGGCCCAAUCAGCUUCAGCCGUAUCCCACUAGCCACGCCCACCCCCCCACAGACUGCGUCCACAGCCCUGCCCCCAAGUCUGCCUGCACACCUGCAAGGCUCCGACACCACCACAGGGCGUGGAGUGGCUAAGGAGAAAGGUGCAGCCCCACCCUCUACUGCAACCUGUAAAGAUGGAGGACAGGAGGAGGAGGAGUUUGGACCGAGACUACCCCCGCCCACUACAUCAGGAUCCCUGGUACUGAGGAAGGAGGAGGAGGAGAAGCGUAUGAGGAAGAGGAGUAAGGAGAAGCGCAAAGCCAAGAAGGAGCACAAGCACAAGAAGCACAAGAAGAAGCAGAAGAAGCCGAAGCACAAAGGGAAGCAGAAGAGGAAGAGGGAGAGGGAGAGGAAGGACGAGUCCUCCGACAGCUCGUCUGAUAGCGACGAGGAGGAGGAGGAGGAUGAAGAGGCGACCACAGAUGAGCUGCUAAAGAGAUUGAAGAGCAUCAGAGGGAGGAUGUAAUGUUAGUGUGCGGAGCUGUGGCCUCUGUGAGGCCCGUCAUGGAGAGACCCAGCACAGCAGACAUGAGGAGAGGAGAGGAGAGGAGAGGAGACGAGACAAGAGGAGACGAGAC